Boleophthalmus pectinirostris (great blue-spotted mudskipper) is the source of this 924-nucleotide messenger RNA. Its product is annotated as olfactory receptor 11A1-like. NCBI's taxonomy places the organism in Eukaryota, Metazoa, Chordata, Actinopteri, Gobiiformes, Gobiidae. Gene Ontology annotation, cellular component: membrane. The record is from RefSeq and is a predicted model, not a curated record. Bases 1 to 924 code for a protein of 307 amino acids. Gene Ontology annotation, molecular function: olfactory receptor activity; G protein-coupled receptor activity. Gene Ontology annotation, biological process: G protein-coupled receptor signaling pathway. The transcript has a single exon.
AUGAACUACACUCCGGUCAUUCACUUCGUCCUAGGCGCGUACAUCGAUAUUGGACCUUUAAAAUACUUGAGCUUCGUGGUUUUACUGCUCAUGUACUGCGCUAUUAUCUUGUUCAACAUCGUCCUCAUCGUCGUCAUAUGUCUGAACCGAAACCUUCACGAACCGAUGUUUAUUUUCCUCUGCAGUUUGCUUUUUAACGAACUGUACGGCAGCGCUGCCAUUUUCCCCUUGCUCCUCGUCCAGAUCUUUCAAGACGUCCACGUAGUUUCGUACACGCUGUGCUUGCUGCAGAUAUUCAUCCUGUAUUCGUACGGCGGGAUCGAGUUCGCGACGCUCGCUGUCAUGUCGUACGACCGUUACCUGGCUAUCUGUCACCCGCUUCAGUACGCUUCCAGGAUGACGCCCAAUAAAAUAGCGGGUCUCACGGCUCUGACUUGGUGCUACCCGAUUAUGAUGAAUUUGUUUAUUACUUACGCUCUCACGGCUCCGCUCACCCUCUGCGGGAACGUCAUCCACAAAGUUUACUGUGAUAACUACUGGGUGGUCAGACUGAGCUGCUUCGAUACACGACUCAAUAACGUCUUCGGGCUCACGCACAUGUUUUCCGUCAUCUUGAGUCUCAUUUUACUCAUCAUCUACACGUACAUCCGGAUCUUGCGCGUGUGUUUCAACGGGUCCAGGCAGACUCGACAGAAAGCGCUGAGCACGUGCACGCCUCACCUCCUCUCCAUCAUCAACUUCUCCUUCGGGGCCUUCUUCGAGAUAGUGCAGAGCCGCUUCAACAUGCAAGCCGUGCCCAACCCCGUGCGAGUGUUCCUGUCGCUGUACUGGCUCACCGUGCAGCCCCUCGCCAACCCCCUCGUCUACGGACUCAAGAUGACCAAGAUCCGACUGGUCCUCAGAGCGCUGCUUUUUGGAAAGUGA